This is a messenger RNA of Meloidogyne enterolobii, 1523 nucleotides long. NCBI's taxonomy places the organism in Eukaryota, Metazoa, Nematoda, Chromadorea, Rhabditida, Meloidogynidae. The record is from the annotation of a GenBank genome assembly.
UUUACCUUUUUUUUAUGAAAAAUUAUUUUAGAAAACUGAAGAAUGAAGAUUUUCGCAAGUUGUUAGCCUCUUCAUCAUCAACUAGAGUGGUCGAUAACAAUUCCUCAACAAAAACAACAACAACAUCUUCCCAUGCUUUUACACAUAGAAAAAUUGGAAAUUCUGUGCAAACCAAAGCUAAACCCAAAAAAUAUGUUCCAAGGCCUGAUCAUGUUCCAAAACCCGACGAUGAUAUUUUUGAUGAAUCUGAAGCUCGACUUGUUGAAAUACUCAAAAAUUAUCGAGAUCGGGCAUCUGAAAGAAGAAAAGGAAUGUUUUCUGAUGAGACGGAAAUUAGCAAACUUAUACGAGCUAGUAAAGAUGUUGAAAAUGUUGGAAGUGUUUUGGAUGCAUCCGCGGGAGAAUCAAGGAAAAUGCAAAUUCAGAAAUCAAAAUAUCUUGGAGGUGAUAUGGAACACACCCAUUUGGUUAAAGGCCUUGAUUAUUCGCUUUUGAAUAAAGUCAGAACGGAAAUACAUGAACAACAAGCAUUAAAUGACCCAGUUGUUGUUUCUAACGAUCCAACACAAGCUGGAAACAAAUUAGCUCGAAAUGUCUGUAAAAUUCUAUUUGAAAACAAACUCCCUCAAAGAAAUGAACUUUUUGUGAGAGGCAGAAUGGCCUAUUUAGUUGAAUUGGAUGAAGAAGAAUCUGAUGUGCCUAGUACUUUAAUGCGCUCAGUUGUUGAUUCUUCUGCGGAUCAGACGAUCGAAAAUAUUAAUGCAGAUAAUGUGCUUAUAAAUAAAUUGUCUCAAGUGUUGGUCUACCUUAGAACUGAUCUUAAGAAAAAGACGAAAACUGGAUUUGAACGUGACUUACCUCAACAUCAAGAAUCUACAAGUAUUUUUGAAGGUUUAGAUGAUUAUGUUUCUUCAAAUAAAAAUGAUGAAAAAAGAAAUGGGGAUAUUAGAAGGAGACAAAGAGAAGGGGAAUCUUCUACAGAUCAAAGGAAAAGUUAUUUUUCAAGCACAGAUGGAGAAAGAAGUCGUGGACGUGAUGAUCGUAACUCUGCAAGAGACAGAAGACCAGAAAGAAGAAGAGAACGCGAUGAAGAUGAAAGACGUGAAAAAGAAAAAUUAGAAAAGGAAAAACUAGAAAAAGAAAUGUUGGAUAAGGAAGAGCUUUUGCAAAAAAAGAGACGAAAAUUGGAACAAGAAGAUGCUUAUGCUGAAUUUUAUCCGGGUGGUCUUGGAAUGAUGGACGCGGGUGGGGAGAGCGAUGACGAUGAUUUUUCACAAAUGGAUCAGGGCAAUCGAAAAUCUCAAAUAAAACGUUGGGACUUUGACACUCAAGAAGAUUAUGAACGAUACCAAAGUGCACGUGAAGCACACCCUCGAGCUGUUUACCAAUUUGGAGUAAAAACUAGCGGUGGAAGAAAAACACGAAAAAAUGUUUUGGCAGUCAAUGAAAAGAAAAUUGACAGAGAAUUGGAUAAAAUUAAUAAAAUUUUGGAGAGAGGAACAAACCAAAGUAUACGUUAUUAA